AUGGCUCAAAAAUCGGGUGGCUCGAAACAGUCAACCCUAGGGAAAUUUUUCGGCUCCAAUAGCAACCCAGCGCCAAAGAAACAAUCUACCCUUGCGUUUUCAUCAAAGUCAAGCAGUAGUAAGAAUGAUGAGACCAAGGAGAAAGACGAUGAGGUCGCGGAAGGGGCCCCUCAAACACCCCAGAAGCAAGUUGGCCGUGCGGAGAGCAAGCGUACUCCACCACCAAUUGAUGACGGGGAUGUAGAUGGGGAAAUAUUGUCUGGUGGUGAGAAAAGCGAGUCUGUUUCUCCUGUGACCAGGAGGCAAAAACGAAAGGAGGCUGUCGCAAUCAAAGGUGAUGAGGAGUCAGAUGAGCAACCCGUCACGAAGCGCCGGAGGAGAUCACCAAAAUCCAAUACCAAAGCCAAGAGCCCUGUCAACGGUGGUCGUAGUAAGGCGGCUGCUACCGGUGAACAAUCGCCAACUAAGAUCAAAUCGGAUGCUGAACCAGAGCAAUCCUCCGCCGAGGAGAAUUCAGCUUCGGAGAUUGAGGAAGAUGAUAUAGACGAUAAGCCGGCCAAGGUUCAGCAGAAGAAGAAGGCCGCAGCUAAACAACGGAAACAAGUCCAGAGCACUCUCACAUCCAAACCCAAAGACCUGUACCCGGAUUGGAAGGCCGGAGACCCCGUUCCCUACGCCGCGCUUUGCACCACCUUCUCACACAUCGAAAUGACCACAAAACGUCUUAUUAUAUUGUCACACUGCGCGCUUUUCUUGCGCCAAGUACUCCGUCUUACCCCGGAUGACUUACUUUCUACCGUCCAGUUGAUGAUAAAUAAGUUAGCAGCAGAUUAUGCUGGAAUUGAACUCGGAAUUGGUGAAUCUCUAAUCAUGAAAGCUAUUGGUGAAUCGACCGGACGCAGCCUUGCAGUCAUCAAAGCAGAUCAAAAUGAAAUCGGCGAUCUUGGUCUUGUUGCCGCAAAGAGUCGAUCAAAUCAGCCUACCAUGUUCAAGCCUAAAGCGCUGACUGUACGGGGUGUACACGAAGGGUUGUUGGCCAUUGCUAAGACGCAUGGUACCGGGUCUCAGGAGAAAAAGAUUGCAGGCAUUAAAAAACUGCUCUCUGCUGCCGAUGCUGACAAGGCAGGGAAGGGGUCAAAAACCAUUGAUAUUACCAAAAAUAGGGGUGGUGCUAGUGAAGCCAAAUUCAUUGUACGAUUUUUGGAAGGUAAACUUCGGCUUGGACUGGCUGAGAGGACUGUGCUUGUCGCUUUAGCCCAUGCAAUGGUAGCACACGAGGCUGAGAUGGACGGAGGGAAACCUCCAAGUACAGAUCAGCUUGCCAAGGGCGAAGACAUUCUUAAAACUGUCUAUAGGUAUGCUCCACUUCUGAACAUUUUUGGUGGUAUAUCUGAAUUAAUAUUGUGUGAUAGUGAACUUCCAUCAUAUGAAGUGAUCAUUCCGGCCAUGCUUAAACACGGAAUCUUCAAUUUGCCAGACAACUGCAAAUUGCAGCCUGGUGUUCCAUUGAAACCUAUGCUUGCUAAACCUACCAAAUCCAUUAGUGAAGUUCUUGACCGAUUCGAAGGGAAGCAUUUCACAUGCGAAUACAAGUAUGAUGGCGAGAGAGCACAGAUCCAUUACAUCUCUCGGGACACAAUCAAGGAAUACCCAGCGGCUUCUACAACACUUCAAAAAGACGGCGAGGGCCUUUGCGCUAUCUUUUCUCGCAACUCUGAAGACUUAUCCAAGAAAUACCCUGAUAUACUCGAAAAACUGGAGGCCUGGGUGAAGCCUGGCACCCAGAGUUUUGUUGUGGACUGUGAAACAGUUGCUUGGGACACUGUUAACAAAAAGGUCCUUCCCUUUCAACAACUCAUGACUAGGAAGCGAAAGGACGUGAAAUCGGAAGACAUCAAGGUUAAAGUCUGUGUUUUUGCAUUUGACUUGCUCUUCCUGAAUGGAGAGCCUACCGUUAAAAAGACGCUGAGGGAACGACGUGCCCUUUUACAUGAAGCGUUUGUGCCAGUUGAGGGAGAGUUUGCCUUUGCUCAGCACGGAAACACUAGCGAUUUGGAAGAAAUACAGACCAUGCUUGAUGAGAGCGUCAAAGCCUCCUGUGAAGGCCUCAUGGUGAAGAUGUUAGAUACAGAGGACAGUGGCUAUGAGCCAAGCAAGAGAAGUAGAAACUGGCUGAAGGUCAAGAAAGACUACCUUGCUGGCAUUGGUGAUUCCCUCGAUCUUGUCGUCUUGGGCGCAUAUUUCGGUCGUGGCAAACGUACAUCCGUGUAUGGUGCUUUCCUACUAGCUGCAUAUAAUCCCAAGACUCAGAACUACGAAACAAUCUGCAAUAUUGGCACAGGUUUCUCAGAAGCUUUGUUGGAGGAACUCCAUGAAACCCUCAGCCCGCUUGUUAUCGAUAAACCAAAGCCGUUUUACUCUCACUCAACAGUCCCCAAGGACCAGCCAGACGUCUGGUUUGAGCCCAAGUUCGUAUGGGAAGUCAAGGCUGCUGAUCUCACUCUCAGCCCCAGGUAUAGCGCUGCCAGUGAUGAAGUGAUGGGCAACACUGGUGGCUCCGCAGCUAAGGGUAUCUCAUUACGAUUCCCCCGAUACAUCAAGGCGAGAGACGACAAGAAGCCAGACCAAGCUACGACUACAAAAGCUGUUGCGGAGAUGUAUCGAAAACAGGAGAGCGUAGCAAUGGACAAGACCAAGGGGGCCGUGGAUGAUGAUUUUGAAUAUUGA
Molecule: messenger RNA, 2727 nt
Organism: Trichophyton verrucosum HKI 0517
Lineage: Eukaryota; Fungi; Ascomycota; Eurotiomycetes; Onygenales; Arthrodermataceae
Exons: 4
Coding region: 1-2727 (908 amino acids)
Biological process (GO): DNA biosynthetic process; lagging strand elongation; DNA recombination
Cellular component (GO): mitochondrion; nucleus
Molecular function (GO): DNA binding; DNA ligase (ATP) activity; ATP binding
Source: RefSeq, a predicted model, not a curated record